AUGAUCGAUCACCACAAAAUUUCUCCAUCAAAUGUUAAAAGUAACAAACUAAACUUUUUACAAAUACAACUGGCCAUGGUGCGACAACACGUGAUUGCAGUUCCCGUAUCAAUAAAUAAUAAAGUGGAUCUGGCAAUUGGAAGUUCUAUGCAAAUUGUAUUUUCGUUGCUCUUUUUUUUGGUAAUUUUGGGAUGGAUAAUGGAUAUACCAAUGACAUUGCUCUUUGAUAUGUCUCAAGGUUGGCAUUUGGCUAUGGCCAAGAAUUUUUUUGGCCAUUGGAAUCAGCCAAGAUCGACAGUCAAAAUUAGCAGCCAAAAUUCUAUUGACGGCUGUGCAAACAGUGACACUCAAAGUAGUAUAAACGUUACAGACAUAUGA
Molecule: messenger RNA, 378 nt
Organism: Ambispora leptoticha
Lineage: Eukaryota; Fungi; Glomeromycota; Glomeromycetes; Archaeosporales; Ambisporaceae
Source: the annotation of a GenBank genome assembly